Messenger RNA from Telopea speciosissima, 2415 nucleotides. Its product is annotated as probable cyclic nucleotide-gated ion channel 14. Gene Ontology annotation, cellular component: membrane. The transcript is spliced from 6 exons. The record is from RefSeq and is a predicted model, not a curated record. NCBI's taxonomy places the organism in Eukaryota, Viridiplantae, Streptophyta, Magnoliopsida, Proteales, Proteaceae. Gene Ontology annotation, biological process: transmembrane transport; monoatomic ion transport. The coding region runs from base 76 to 2151 and encodes 691 amino acids. Gene Ontology annotation, molecular function: protein binding; monoatomic ion channel activity.
GAUGUGUUGUGGGAGAGAACUGAUUCCUCACGAAUUCAAACACCCUCACCCUUAUACAAGGCUUCAUCUUCUCCGAUGAAAUCUAAUGGCCAUGGCCGAGGCAGAGUCAGGGUCAGAAGUAAAAUUACAAAGGGUUUGAAACUUGGGGGGCCUAAAGUCUUUCCAGAGGACCAUGAGCUAUGGAGGAAGAAGAUACUUGAUCCAGGCAGUGAUAUUUUCUUGCAAUGGAAACGGGUUUUCUUGUUCUCGUCUUUGGUGGCUUUGAUUACAGAUCCAUUUUUUCUCUACCUACCUGUAGUAGUUGGGCAGGGGAACUCAUCGUGUUUGAAGAUGGAUUCGAAUGUGAGGAUUGUCUUGACAUAUAUCCGAACAAUUACUGACCUGUUCUAUCUGUUGCAUGUCCUUAUUAAGUUCCGGACUGCAUAUAUAGCACCUACUUCUCGGGGGUUUGGGAGGGGUCAGCUUGUAAUGGAUUAUAAGAAGAUUGUGAGGAGGUAUUUACAAACGGAUUUCUUCAUUGAUCUCACAGCUGCACUACCUCUCCCACAGGUUGUCAUCUGGCUUAUACUACCAGCAAUUAGAAGCUCCCACACUGAUCACACCGACAAUGUUCUUCUGUUCAUUGUGCUGGUUCAAUAUAUUCCGAGAUUAUAUCAAAUUUUUCCGAUGGGUUCCGAAAUUGUUAAAGCUACAGGAGUUAUCACAAAGUCUGCCUGGGCUGCGGCAGUGUAUAAUCUACUACUGUACCUGAUAGCCAGUCAUGUUUUUGGAGCAGCAUGGUAUUUGCUGUCAAUUGAGCGGUACACAACAUGCUUGAAAUCAGAAUGCAGAAAUGAAGUUGGCCCUUUAAAGUGCAGUCUUAGCUAUUUAGAUUGUGAAUCUUUUCAGAAUAAUAAUCGCACAAUUUGGGAAAACAGUACAGUUGUGUUUAAUAACUGUGAUGCUAACAACCAAAAUAUCACUUUCAAUUAUGGCGUUUUUGGAUAUGCACUAACAAAUAAUGUUGGCUCCAUAAAUUUCCUUGUGAAAUACGUCUUCUGUUUUUGGUGGGGCUUGCAAAAUGUGAGUUGUUAUGGGCAGAAUUUUAUGCCAAGCCCCUUUAUUGGAGAGACUGUAUUUGUCACAAUCCUCGGAGGUGCGGGUCUGGUAUUAUUUACCCAUUUUAUAGGGAACAUCCAGACCUACUUGGCAUCCAUGACUGCAAGGCUUGAAGAGUGGAGACUUAAACGAAGGGACACGGAAGAAUGGAUGAGGCAUCGGCAACUCCCUCAAGAUUUGCGAGAACGUGUUCAGAAUUUUAUCCAAUAUAAGUGGCUUGCCACACGAGGAGCUGAUGAAGAAGCUAUCCUGCAUGCCUUACCAACUGAUAUUCGUCGAGACAUCCAACGCCACCUAUGUUUGGACCUUGUUCGGCGGGUCCCUUUUUUCGCACAGAUGGAUGAGCAGCUGCUUGAUGCCAUAUGUGACUGUCUUGUAUCCUCUUUAAGCACCAAAGGCGCCUACAUUGUCCGGGAAGGAGACCCCGUAAGUAAGAUGCUUUUUAUCAUCAGGGGAAAACUGGAAAGUUCUACCACCAACGGAGGAAGAGCAGGCUUCUUUAAUUCAAUUACCUUAAGACCAGGUGAUUUUUGUGGGGAGGAGCUGCUUGCAUGGGCUUUGCUUCCAAAAUCCACUGUUAACUUGCCUUCUUCCUCAAGGACAGUCAGAGCCCUUAGUGAAGUGGAAGCUUUUGCCUUGCAAGCAGAAGAUCUCAAGUUUGUAGCUAACCAGUUUAGACGCUUGCACAGUAAGAAACUGCAGCACACUUUCCGUUUCUAUUCUCACCAUUGGAGGACAUGGGCUGCUUGCUUCAUACAGGCUGCUUGGCGUCAAUACAAGAGGAGGAAGAUAGCUAAGGAUCUCCUCAUGGAAGAUUCCUUGUCUUGCUCAUAUCCAUUGCAUGAGCAAGUAGCUGUUGCAACAGGACAAAGAGAAGACUUUGGUACUGCUUCAACAUGUCCUUCCAGAUUGAAACAAAACCUGGGGGUCACAAUGCUGGCUUCAAGGUUUGCUACAAACAAAAGGAUUGGAGCUCAGAAAAUUAAGGGUGUUGAGAUUCCCUUACAGAAGCCUGAAGAGUCCAAGUACUUUACUGAGCCUGAUGAUGAUUAGCUAGGUGUCGAGUAUCGGAAUCUAGCAGUGUAUUGGAGAGCUGAUUUUAAGAGACAUCUUGGAGAUGUAUCAGAGAGAAGAUAGAUACGCUUCAAGUACACUUCGAUGGUGUGAAUAUGCUUAUGAUACAUGCAAAACAAGUGCUUUUUAACAAUGUGUACCAUAAAUAAGUAAUAAAUAAUAAUGUCUAGCCAAUAUCAAAUUCUCUCUGUCUUCGCGGAAUCUGUGAUUAAAAUCUUCAUUGGUAAGUAAAAUAUCAAAUUU